ACAGUAGAUGGAGUCCUCAACGUUGCCAGCUCAAUUACGGUUUUCUUUUUAGAAUUUUCUGGCCAAUGCCAAUCCUGCUGUAACAUGCACGGAACGACAGCCGUAAAGCGUUGUGUUGUGAUUAAGGAGGUCAUUGGAAAGUGAGCAUCUAGCUAGCUACCUGGGCCGGUUCGGGGGACAGAAAGACACUUUAUUGCUACCAUUGGUAUCAGACAUUCUGUUACCUGAGUAGCUCCAAGUGAAUCUAAAAGCUGUUUAGCGACUAAACCAAUAAAGGCGAAAUGCUCCGUCUGGUCCUGCGGCUGAGGCCGUCUGCAGCGUUGCCUCGGUCCCGCGGUGCCCUACCUGGGCCUGCCCUGAGCUCUCGUCCCGCUCUGGGACCCUGUCAUCUGAGGCGCUAUCACGGCUCUGUCCGGUCCAAGGCUGUUUGCAAUGGGGGUCGUUUCAACACCGUGGUCUUCGCCAGCAGAGCGGCCCUGCUGCAACCCCCCAAGCCCAUCAUGGGAGCCCAGACACAGCGCUUCUACAGCCUGCCACCGCACCAGAAGGUGGAGCUGCCUGCUCUGUCCCCCACCAUGCAGACUGGAACCAUCGCUCGCUGGGAGAAGAAGGAGGGAGACAAGAUCAACGAGGGAGAUCUGAUAGCAGAGGUGGAGACUGACAAGGCCACCGUAGGGUUUGAACUGUUGGAGGAGUGUUACCUGGCUAAGAUCCUGGUACCCGAAGGAACUAGAGACGUCACCGUGGGAGCAGUCAUCUGCAUCACCGUUGACAGUGCUGAUCUGAUCCCGGCCUUUAAGGACUUGACGUUGGAGAAGCUUGCCACUAGCUUUUCCCCUUCUGCAGCUGCCCCGCCCCCUCCCCCUGCUGCUCCUCCCACCGCCCCCGGCAGCUCCCUACCCACCCACAUGAAGGUGUGUCUGCCAGCGCUGUCUCCUACUAUGACGAUGGGGACAGUGCAGCGCUGGGAGAAGAAGGUUGGAGAGAAACUCAGUGAAGGAGAUCUACUGGCAGAGAUAGAGACGGACAAGGCUACCAUCGGGUUUGAGGUGCAGGAAGAGGGUUACCUGGCUAAGAUCAUGGUGUCUGAGGGAACGCGUGACGUUCCACUGGGCGCUCCUCUCUGCAUCAUCGUGGAGAAGGAGAGUGACAUCGCUGCCUUCAGCGACUACGUAGAGACCGCAGGAGCUGAAGUCUCCACCCCACCCCCCGCUCCUCCCCCCGCCUCAGCACCGGUUGCAGCCCCCACUCCUGCAGCGCCCCUCCCCACCCCUAGCCCAGCCCCCGUUGCCCCGGCAACCCCCAGGAAAGGGCGUGUUUUCGCCAGCCCGCUCGCCAAGACCCUCGCUGCUGAGAAGGGCAUUGACCUGGCCCAGGUCAGCGGCUCCGGUCCUGAUGGUAGAGUCACCAGGAAAGACAUUGAGACCUUCGUCCCCCCCAAGGCUGCCCCUGCUACUCCAGUAUCAGCUGCCCGUAGCCCUGCCCGUAGCCCUGCCCCUACACCCUCCCCAGCCGCUGCCGUUUCAACAGGCACCUUCACCGACAUCCCUAUCAGCAACAUCAGACGGGUGAUAGCCCAGAGGUUGAUGCAGUCGAAGCAGACCAUUCCCCACUACUACCUGUCUGUUGACGUCAACAUGGACCAAGUCCUGGAACUACGCAUGGAGCUCAACGCUGAGGUAAAGGCCCAGAACAUCAAGCUGAGUGUGAAUGACUUCAUCAUUAAAGCCAGCGCUCUGGCCUGCCUUAAGGUCCCUGAAGCCAACUCCUCAUGGCUCGACUCUGUCAUCCGACAGAACCAUGUGGUGGAUUUGAGUGUGGCGGUGAGUACAGCCAAUGGUCUGAUAACUCCCAUCGUGUUCAACGCCCACACCAAAGGACUGGCUGCUAUCAGCUCUGAUGUCACAGCCCUGGCUGCCAAGGCCCGCGACGGGAAACUACAGCCACACGAGUUCCAGGGAGGCACGUUUACCAUCUCUAACCUGGGAAUGUUUGGCGUCAAGAACUUCUCAGCGAUCAUCAACCCUCCCCAGGCCUGUAUACUGGCAGUAGGAGGCUCCGAGAAGAGACUGCUGCCUGCUGACAAUGAGAAAGGGUUUGACGUGGCCAGCAUGAUGUCGGUGACGUUGAGUUGUGACCAUCGCGUGGUGGACGGAGCGGUCGGAGCUCAGUGGCUCGCAGAGUUCAGGAAGUUCCUGGAGAAGCCUGUCACCAUGCUGCUCUGAUUGGACAACACCCUCACCAGGCCAUGCUCUGGUUGGAUGCAGCCAUCGCCAAGCUGAUCUGAUUGGUGGAAACCUUUCAUCAUGCUUCUGUGAUUGGCUGGCCGACAAGGACACUCCCCCUUAAAGGGGUGAGGCAGGACUCCUCCCAGAGUAUAACCCCUCCCCCUCUUUCUCUCGCUCUCUGUAUUUAUUGAGACCAGUUAGUUACAGGUUAGACCAGAGGCCAUAAUGUCACUCUAACACUCAUGUUGUUUAUAAAGGGAACUGUUACAGACCUGUGUGUGUGUGUGUGUGUGUGUGUGUGUGUGUGUGUGUACCCAGAGUUGGGGAGAUUGUGUUAAAAGCCAAAGGAAGAUGGAGAAUGCCCCCUAGACUCACUCUCAUGCACACACACAUAAAGACCACCCCAGCCCCUCUGAAGUACGAUAUGUUGUGUGUGUGAACACAUUGACAGGAGGUCUGCAGUUCUGCUGGUUGUUUCUUCUCCCUGGUAGUUAGUUAAUUGAUUGAUUGAUGAAUGUCACUGAUUGGCUAGAGUCCACUCACCUGUAUCAAGUCUUUAGAAGGGAAGAAUGCCAACCAGCCGUGCUGCUGACCUAUUGGUACCUUUAUAAUGGUGUAUCACAUGAUGUAGCAUGCCAACCAGCCGUCCUGCUGACCUAUUGGUACCUUUAUAAUGGUGUAUCACAUGAUGUAGCAUGGGUGGAAUGUUCAUUUACACAGUAGGGGGGGCUUUAUUGAUGACAUCACUCCAGACUCAGCUCUGUGCCAGUCCCCUUGUUCUUAUUCCUAUCCUUUGAUAAAGAACAUUCUAUUUACAUGACAUCAGCUGUAAACAAGUGAAACGCACAAAGAAGUGAAGCUGGAUGUAUGGUUGCCAUGGGAAUUAUUGCUGAAUAAAAUGAGCUACUAUGG
Messenger RNA from Coregonus clupeaformis (lake whitefish), 3140 nucleotides. It is a transcript of the gene dlat, whose product is annotated as dihydrolipoamide S-acetyltransferase (E2 component of pyruvate dehydrogenase complex). The record is from RefSeq and is a predicted model, not a curated record. Gene Ontology annotation, cellular component: pyruvate dehydrogenase complex. Gene Ontology annotation, biological process: pyruvate decarboxylation to acetyl-CoA. Lineage: Eukaryota; Metazoa; Chordata; Actinopteri; Salmoniformes; Salmonidae. The transcript has 14 exons. Gene Ontology annotation, molecular function: dihydrolipoyllysine-residue acetyltransferase activity. Bases 282 to 2225 code for a protein of 647 amino acids.